GGUCAGCAGUAAGUGCCCCCGAGAGGGGCCAGGCUGAGGAACGCCUCCUGCCCCGGGUUCUAUUUCCCUUAGUGACAACAACGAGGCUGCCAGUCGGUGCCCGGAGAGAGAAGUUGGUGUGUUUGUUUCGCUAGCCUCUUCCCGGGGGCUGAGUGGGGCUGCUUUGGGGGCGGCCGGCCAGAAUCGGAGGAGAGGAGGAAGAAUCCCGCGCAAUCAUGUUUUCUUUUAAUAUGUUUGAUCAUCCGAUCCCCCGGGUUUUCCAGAACCGCUUCUCGACUCAGUACCGCUGCUUCUCGGUGUCCAUGCUCGCGGGACCUAAUGACAGGUCAGAUGUGGAGAAAGGCGGGAAGAUAAUCAUGCCACCUUCUGCUUUGGAUCAACUCAGCCGGCUUAAUAUCACCUAUCCUAUGCUGUUUAAACUGACUAAUAAAAACUCAGACCGAAUGACCCACUGUGGCGUGCUUGAAUUUGUGGCCGAUGAGGGCAUUUGUUACCUUCCGCACUGGAUGAUGCAGAACUUGCUACUGGAGGAAGGAGGCCUGGUGCAGGUGGAGAGUGUUAACCUCCAGGUGGCGACUUACUCAAAGUUUCAACCGCAAAGUCCCGAUUUCCUUGACAUCACCAACCCUAAAGCAGUAUUGGAAAAUGCUCUGAGAAAUUUUGCUUGCCUGACCACCGGAGAUGUCAUCGCCAUCAACUACAACGAGAAGAUCUACGAGCUUCGAGUAAUGGAGACCAAACCUGACAAAGCUGUGUCCAUCAUAGAGUGUGACAUGAACGUAGAUUUUGAUGCACCGUUGGGUUACAAGGAACCAGAAAGACAGGCGCACCAUGAAGAAGCCACUGAUGUUGAAGCGGACCACACUGGUUACGCGAGUGACCGGGGAUUCCGUGCAUUUUCAGGAUCUGGCAAUAGGCUGGAUGGGAAAAAGAAAGGUGUUGAGCCGAGUCCUUCUCCAAUUAAGCCUGAAGAUAUUCGAAGAGGAAUACCCAAUUAUGAAUUUAAAAUCGGCAAGAUCACAUUCAUCAGAAAUUCGCGGCCACUGGUCAAGAAAAUGGAAGAGGAUGACCCCGGAAGCCGCUUCAUUGCAUUUUCUGGAGAAGGCCAGUCGCUGCGCAAGAAAGGAAGAAAACCCUAAACUCAGCAGAGAGACAAUAAAAUAACCCCGCAGCAGUGUUGUUCACCUUUUAGGUUUUCUUUCUUAAGCAAGGGAGGGGGGGACCCUCUUGCUCCUAAGCGUUUUGGCCCAGUUUGGGUCUUAAGUUGUACUUUCCCGUUCAGGGCUGUUUUUCCUUUUAAGCUGGAGGUCUAAGCCGACAAAUACUUCUCUCUCUGGUAGAUUGCAGAAAGCAGAGCUCCUAGCAUAGUGUCGUCUUGCCUAAGAACAGUGGACUUUUGAUCGUUCACCUGGAAGGCAGCUUUCUUUUUAUGAGAUGUUUCCACAUCUUGAAUUCUUGUUGCUUAAAUGGAACACGUGAAGCUAAGUUGAGGGGCAACCCCCCCCCUAAAGCAAGUGAUGUGCCUAUUUAAUCCCUUACCUGUGUCUUUAUGGCACUAUUAACACUUUGCUCCUGGCAAGCGACUGAAGUAUGAUCUCUGUAUAGAAACAAGUCAGGUGUAAAGCUGUCGCGAUAUAUUUUCGACCUAAGGCAAAUGCCUUCAAGGGAGGGGUAUCCCUGAGAUAAUCAGUUUGCCUGGUUUAUUUGACUGGGGAGGAAGGCUGUCUCUAGGUGCUGGGAAAUACCCCAGUCCAAGGGAGAAGGCUCCAUUACAGCCCCUUCUCCCUGUCAUGCUACCUUUCUAAGUGCAGGGCUUUAUAUAAGGAGCACCCUGAAUUGGUGUAACCUAGUCACAGGUUUGUCACUUCAUAGCUGUGCUGUGUGUCCCUUCCUUUCCUGGAUAACCAAUAUUUGCACCCCUCCUUUAGAAUUUGUUUUUUGUUUCUUCUAAAGUGUACUGUGAUGGCUUUGGAUUCAGUUCAACUCGCCCAAGGGCUUCUAUUCCUUUGAACAGUCAAUACCA
Gekko japonicus is the source of this 2023-nucleotide messenger RNA. It is a transcript of the gene UFD1, whose product is annotated as ubiquitin fusion degradation 1 like (yeast). The transcript has 12 exons. Gene Ontology annotation, molecular function: polyubiquitin modification-dependent protein binding. The coding region runs from base 216 to 1139 and encodes 307 amino acids. Lineage: Eukaryota; Metazoa; Chordata; Lepidosauria; Squamata; Gekkonidae. Gene Ontology annotation, cellular component: VCP-NPL4-UFD1 AAA ATPase complex. The record is from RefSeq and is a predicted model, not a curated record.